Messenger RNA from Oikopleura dioica, 1263 nucleotides. Lineage: Eukaryota; Metazoa; Chordata; Appendicularia; Copelata; Oikopleuridae. The record is from the annotation of a GenBank genome assembly.
AUGAGCUUGGACAGAGAUUACUUUCAUAGAAGAUUUCAGGAUGUAGUUUACUAUGGCUUUAUUAAACUCAGACGCAGCACGCGUGAGAUAGCCCAGCCUUACCACAAUGAUUUGUUUGAAGUCGCUUCUGGUCUUCUAAGAAAUCCAGCUGAUCUUCCUCAUGAAUUAAUGCAGCGAAGAUACUAUGUGGAAGCAUUGAAGUCUUCCCAAGAAUAUGAACUGUCAACAGAAGUAGAGAAGAUACUAAAUGACGAAGAUGUGUCGACAGAUGGCUUCGGACAAAUGUUCUGCGUCGAAGUGAAGACGAAUUUAAUUUUAUCAAGAGAACAGCGCUGCUGGUGCAUGAAAUUCAUCGAGACAAAAACAGGCCGCGAAUUAUGCGUUGAAAGCAAUCAUACUGGGCAAUACAAUUAUCAAGAAAACUACUUCUCCUUCAUCGCUAGAAAUCCGUCCAAACUGCCAACAUACAAAGCUGGUCUGAAAUCAUGGGGACUAACAAACCGAACGCUCUAUAUUUUUGAAACAAAGCAAGUCCGCGAAAUCAAGGAAGAAAUUGAGAAACUAGUUAAUAUUUUUGGACCUCGUAGAGCCACUUUACCUACGAUCUCUCAAAGACCAGGUAAUAUUUAUAUUGGGCCAGGAAGCACAUAUGCAUGGCCCCGGCCAAGUACGAGUUCCCCUGAAAGACGUUCAUACUCUUCCAGUGGCAGUGGCAGUGGCCAUUCAGCCAGGUCAAUCCACAAUCAAAUGCUCAUUGACUCUCUAGAGAAUCAAAAUUACGAUGGUGGUGAACCUAAUGAAGAAAAUGAUCCGUUUUCUGGCACUCGAAUGGAAAAUGGUAGACAGAGGUUUUUCUCCGAAAGCCAGGCUCCUCAUCUCGUUUAUGGAAUCAACAAUGGCAAUUACAUUAAUCCCGCUCCGGAAGAAGAACGCUUUCAAACAGCAACUAAUAGCAACUACGAGCCGUCUGAAAUAAGUGCAUCUUAUCAUCCUCAAGAUGCAUCCGAGACUACCAGCUCUGGGCACAGCAUAAGCAAGAUAACUCUUGAUGAUGAUGGAUACGUUGUUGCUAGUUCGAAUGUCCAGCAAAGCUAUGUCUCGACAACAGAGGUGAGAAUCAAUGAAGAACCAAGGACCGCAGACAACGAGAACUAUCUACCAGGCUCGCAUCUAACUGAAUCCGAAUGCUCAAGCAGCCCGGCUGGAUCAUUUCGUGCAAGGCCAAAAACAUCCAAAAGUCUUCCCUCACCAAAAAAAUUAUGA